This is a messenger RNA of Lottia gigantea (owl limpet), 918 nucleotides long. RefSeq lists its product as hypothetical. The coding region runs from base 1 to 918 and encodes 305 amino acids. The transcript has 5 exons. Gene Ontology annotation, molecular function: signaling receptor binding; ATP binding; non-membrane spanning protein tyrosine kinase activity. Gene Ontology annotation, cellular component: extrinsic component of cytoplasmic side of plasma membrane. Lineage: Eukaryota; Metazoa; Mollusca; Gastropoda; Lottiidae. The record is from RefSeq and is a predicted model, not a curated record. Gene Ontology annotation, biological process: protein phosphorylation; cell differentiation; cell surface receptor protein tyrosine kinase signaling pathway.
AUGAUAGAGAAAGCCGAUGGAUUGUGUAGUAGACUUAAAUAUCCUUGUCCGAAACCGAAACCUGUGACUGAAGAUCUAUCUAUUAACACCAGAGAUGAGUGGGAAAUACCAAGAGAAACAUUAUCAUUUGGCAAAAGAUUAGGGGCUGGUCAAUUUGGUGAAGUUUGGUUAGGAAAAUAUAUGAACUCUACAAUUGUAGCUAUUAAAACACUACAGGUUGGAGCCAUGUCAUCGGCAGCAUUCUUAGCAGAAGCUCAAAUCAUGAAGAAAUGUCGUCAUGAUAAAUUAGUCAGAUUAUAUGCUGUUUGUACUAAAGAAGAGCCAAUUUAUAUUGUGACUGAACUGAUGUCAAAUGGUGCACUAUUGAAUUAUUUACGUGACGGGUCCAAGAAUUUAGAUUUACAAACACUUAUAGAUAUGGCUGCUCAGAUUGCUAGUGGUAUGUCUUAUCUAGAGGAGAGGAAAUUUAUACAUAGAGAUUUAGCUGCCAGAAAUAUUUUAGUGGGUGAAAACAAUGAAGUGAAGGUAGCUGAUUUCGGUUUAGCCAAAAUUAUUGAUGAAGAAUCUAAUCCAACAAAUGAUGCUGAAGUGCCUAUUAAAUGGACUGCUCCAGAGGCAGCUUUAUAUCGUAAAUUUACAACUAAAUCUGAUGUAUGGUCUUAUGGUAUAUUAUUUGUUGAAUUGAUGACUAAAGGUGAAAUUCCAUAUCCUGGAAUGGGAAAUGGAGAGGUUUUGGAAAAAAUUAAAGGUGGAUAUAGAAUGCCCAAGCCUACAGAUUGUCCGGAAGCCGCAUUCGAAAUGGUACUAAAAUGUUGGGAUGAAGAUCCUGAAAAUCGACCAUCAUUUGAAAAUGUGUUCAAUUUUUUUGAAAAUUAUUAUAUUUCAGAAGAACCAUAUUAUAAUAGGGUUGUAAUCUGA